AUGAAGAUAUUAGAAAGCAGAAGAAGAAACAGUAUUGUGAUAAUAUUUUAUAUUCUGAUGAUAAAUACUGUUCUGUAUAAAGUAUUCCCGUAUAAAGAAAUAAUUACAGCUAAUGAUAUAAAAGAAGACAUUCAAACCUUAAAAAGCACCUGUAUACACCUUAAAUGGGAUAAUCUUCUUUCUAUUCCUGUAGAAGAUUCAAUUAUUUAUCUAAAUGAGUAUAGGGAAAGUAUUAGAACAGUAAGCAGAGUAUUAGAGAAGUAUAAAAAUAUUUUAAGUAAAAGCAUUCCACUGUAUAAUCUUGUUAGGUGGCUUAGAUUAAUAACAGAUAAAAUCAUAGAAAGGUUUAAUGAAAUAGAUGAGUAUAUGAAAAGAGAUUCUAGUAUUGAGUGUAAAAGGGAGGGAUUAUAUAAAUAUUUUAAAAUGCAUUUGUAUAAGUUAGAAAAUAGUCAUAAUGAGUAUAAGUAUGAGAAGUGGAUGUGCGAUUUUAUAGAAGAAUUAUUCCUAGAUAAAAGGUUCUUAUAUGAGAAUUAUUACUAUUCUUGUAUUAAAGAGCAUCUUCUAAAUAAAAAUAAAUUAAAAAGAGAAGAAUUACAGGGCGUAUACAAUGAGUGUAUAAAAAGAAUAAAAAAUGUCGUUGGGAAUAGGCAGAAUAUAAUAGAAGGAGUACAGUGGGAAAAAUCCCCAGAAAGCAUAGAAAAUAGUGUAGGAGUACUUUUUAUGCAAAACGAGUUAUUUUCACUUUUUAAUGAAUUAUAUGUAAGGACGUUUAUACGUAUGAAAGGGUAUUUCCCUGUGGGAUUUAGUAAAGUACUUCUUUUUUAUAAUAAUGUAAUAGGAAAUAGUAUAAUAUACAGAAACAACGUAUGCAGAUCACAUGUGUUCACUAUGCUGAGUCAAGAGGUAUUAGAGCCAUUGGUGGAGGAGAAGUAUUUUAUGUAUGUAUAUAAUUCAAUGCCUAUAUGGGAGACUCUUUUAGGUAAAGAAGUAGAUAUUCUAAUAGAAGCACGGACAAAUACAUUUGAACAAAUAUCUAUAAAUACGGAUAAUUGGAGUAGGAUGGUUAAGAGUUGUUUUAUUAAAGAGGAGUUACCAAAGAUAUUAAAGAGUAUUUGGAGUGGGAUAGGCAAAAGUAUAGACAGAAUUAAUACAUUAAUUGAUAAUACUGAGUAUCACGGGAGUAUAUUAGAACAAAACCAUAAAAAAGCAUAUAUAAAGAGUUUUAUAUGUGAAAUUGAACGAACUGUGCAGGAGGAUAUAGUUGGAAUAUAUUCUCCCAUGAGUGUUUCAUCAGUUUUAAAAAUAUUGCAUGUAAUGGAAGAUAUACCAUCAGAGCAGACGCAGCAAAUAGAAAAAUUAGUAGGACAUCGGUCUUUUGCAGAUUUAUAUAAGGAUGCAUACCACCAUCCACUAUUUCUGGAUAGAAGUUAUUCUAAUGCGCAUGAAGAGAGCAGUACCAGCCAGAGUAAAGAAAGUACUAUUAAGUAUAAACCAUUAAUCACGGGAAGCACACCGUAUUCUAAUAAUAUUGACCUUCUUGGAGUUAUACUGACGUACCACAAUAUUCUACUGGGAAAUUUAUUUACAGCUGUAUGUGCGCUUCUCUAUGAAAAAUGGACUAUAUUAUUUGGGAUAAGUACAUUACACAUAAUUGACUCAAUAAUAGAAAAUGAAAUGAAAGCACAAUACCUUCUUGUUAUAGCAUAUGUGUACAACAAUAUCAUAAAUCGGGUUAUGUCUGUGGAAAGGAUUAAUAUGUGCUUAAAGCAAGAAACACAUAAUAUUAUAAAAACAUGCAAAAUAAAGCAUACUUCUGCCUUAUUACCACAUACUGAAAUAACUCUAUUAAACAUAGAUAAGUAUGUUAAUCUAUCAAGACUAAUGUCUGCUGACAGAAUAGCACUGGGAUAUCCUAUUCUGCAGUAUGAUUCAAGCAAUAUGCAAAAACUAAUUAGUUCACUUAAAGAUAAGUACAGUGCAGCUAUGGACUAUAUUGAUUCAUAUUGUGUGCUAAUGAAGGCGCAAACAGCAGUGUAUAUGCAGCUAGCCCCCAAGUACAUUAUGGGAAUAUACAGACCGUAUUUAUUUGACACAAAGUAUGUACCUAUGGCAUACUACACAGAUAUAAUAGAUACUUAUUUAUACACUGAUGUAUAUAAAGAGUACAACCAUAAAGAUGUACUGAAAGCGUGUAUAAAAAACAGUAACGAACGAAAAGAUAAAAUAUCUGACGCAAUCCCAGGCAUGAGUGUAAAAGAGUACCAAAAACUUAAGAAUAGUCCGCAAUUGUCUUCUAUUUUGCAGUAUUCUCAGGAAUGUUCUAUGCUUGAAAUGCUUUAUAUGGGGGUGCUAUAUGAUAAAGUAUUACGUAGGCUGGUUUAUAAAGGAAUAGGCAUUUUUAACGCCAGUAUUUUUAGGCAUAUUAUGCCUAAUCUAAUUGCAUCACCAGUUAUUUCAUUUUUUGAGUCAUUUUUUAUUACAUGCUCAUUAGAUCCUAAGACAGAAAAAGAAUUGGGUUUAUGUGAGGGCAGAAUCAGUCAAGUAUUAAAUGAAAUAGUGAAAGGCAGAGAAAGCAUAUUAUUUCUGCAAUCUACAAAGUACAAGUCAAUUGACAUGUUUCCUGCUAUAAGUGACUUGCAGGCAUUUCUGUUUCUAGUGAAUAGAUUCAAUAUUCCAGAGCAAUCAUCUGUAUUACCAGAAGAGAACAUAGUAGUAUUAAAGCAAAUAGAGCGUAUGAACAAUACAACACCAGAAAAUACUGAAUGCAUCAACUCUGUAGCAAAUGACAGGAUAUAUGCAUGGAAAAACAAACAUUCUAGCAAACAUUCACGCGAUACAGAUGAUUCUGUACAAAUACAGCCGGUCUGCUCAAUAUUAUCAAGUAAAGAUAGAAAUACUCAAAUGAAAGAACUAUCAACAGAAAGCAGUACCAAUAUUAGUGAGUAUAUAUACUCUACUAUUGGAGUUGCUGUAGCAGUUGCUAUCUCAGGAAUUAUGAUAUAUUACUUUAUUCUGUCCAAGUAUGUAUAA
This is a messenger RNA of Nematocida parisii ERTm1, 3030 nucleotides long. RefSeq lists its product as uncharacterized. NCBI's taxonomy places the organism in Eukaryota, Fungi, Microsporidia. Bases 1 to 3030 code for a protein of 1009 amino acids. The record is from RefSeq and is a predicted model, not a curated record. The transcript has a single exon.